Messenger RNA from Brachypodium distachyon (stiff brome), 1081 nucleotides. Its product is annotated as NEDD8-conjugating enzyme Ubc12. Lineage: Eukaryota; Viridiplantae; Streptophyta; Magnoliopsida; Poales; Poaceae. The record is from RefSeq and is a predicted model, not a curated record. The coding region runs from base 269 to 820 and encodes 183 amino acids. The transcript has 6 exons.
CUCUGUAUUCUCUCCUCGCAAACCCCAACCCGAAAAGCAGACGUCUUUCUGUGCGCGUGCAUCCGACGCCAACGCUCCUCGGCGACGGUGAUCGCCUCUACGAAAAUCCUCCGCCGCAGCCCACGAUUCUCCUUGCGCAGGUUCUAGGUUCGUACCAAGAAAUCCUUUCCCGGUGUUUCUUUGUUGGUUGCAAUCCAGCUUCUUCUAGUCUUCUGUUCGUGUUGCCGAGCUCAGAUAAGUCGGUCCUUGGAACAAUCUGUGGGGGAAAAUGAUAAACCUUUUCAAGAUAAAGGGGCAAAAGAAGGAAGAUGCAGCAAAUACAAAUGGAAAGCCUGCUGCCAAGAAGCAAAGUCCAGGGGAGUUGCGUCUCCAUAAAGAUAUUGCUGAGCUCAACCUUCCUAAAACCACACAAAUGUCUUUUCCUCAAGGCAAAGAUGAUCUGAUGAACUUUGAGGUUACCAUUCGACCUGAUGAAGGACAUUAUGUUGGUGGUAAAUUUGUUUUCACCUUCCAAGUUCCUCCUGCCUACCCACAUGAACCACCCAAAGUCAAGUGCAAGACUAAGGUUUAUCAUCCCAAUAUUGACUUGGAGGGGAAUGUCUGCCUCAACAUUCUGCGUGAAGAUUGGAAGCCUGUUCUCAAUAUCAAUACCAUCGUAUAUGGCUUGAAUCUUCUUUUCUCGCAACCUAACGAUGAGGACCCCCUAAAUCAUGAGGCGGCAGCUGUUCUUCGUGACAAUCCACAAAAGUUUGCAAGAAAUGUCCAGAGGGCGAUGGCUGGAGGCUAUGUUGAUGAAAUCCAGUUCCCUAGGUGUAUGUAAGGUCUGAAGAAGGUGGAUCUGUAUGCGCUUUUCUGCAACCAGUGAGAUAAUAUGUGGAACAAAAGGUCCCUGGAAAGAAAUUGAAUUUGUGUUAUGUGUACCAAUGGCACUUUCUUGAAAGUAGCUGGAUCAUGUAAGUUUCUGACUAUGGCCGCAUUACCUAAGACUCUUUAGAAUUUUCGUAAGAGCAAAUGCCGAACAAGAUGUAUGGUUAAGCUCACUGCCUGUUUUAUGACUUGUGAGUACGAACAGGUCUGCACA